Molecule: messenger RNA, 987 nt
Organism: Mycena citricolor
Lineage: Eukaryota; Fungi; Basidiomycota; Agaricomycetes; Agaricales; Mycenaceae
Source: the annotation of a GenBank genome assembly
GUCAGACACCCAUGACUUCAUAUCCCGUUGCCCCCCCUCCGUCCUACGGAACCGCCCCUACCAAGCCUUCGCGCGACGAAGCCCAGGAGCCUUUGUUGGGCAGCUCCUCCCGAUCUGGAGGUGGCAUAUUCGAUCAGCCCGAUGCAGAUGACGUCCCGGACGAUUUCAAGUACGGGACGACUGUCUCCGACAGCUCUCCCGAAGUUCGCAAUGCAUUCGUGCGCAAGGUGUACACUAUUCUAUUAUGCCAGAUCGUUGGUAUUUUCCAGCCUUUCAUUCUUUCCACUCAUCUCCAGCAGUUUGCCACGGUUGUGUUCGGAGGUCUGCUCUCUCAGUCUAGCUCGGUUGUUACAUGGGUCCAGAACAACGUUUGGGCAUUCUAUGUUCCUACUUUCGGCACUCUGGUCAACCUGGGCUUGUUGUACUGGAAGCGCCACUCGCAUCCGUGGAACUUCGUCCUCCUGACUAGUUUCACCCUUCUCGAAGCUUUCACUUUGGGUAUCGUGGUCGCUUUCUAUGACAAUCUCAUCGUUCUUCAAGCGCUUCUCAUCACUCUCGGAGUUUUCAUUGGUCUGACUCUGUUUACAUUGCAGUCUAAGUAUAAUUUCGAGGGCAUGGGUCCUUUCCUUUUCGGCGCCCUUUUAGCUUUAUGCAUGACUGGUUUCGUCCAGCUGUUCAUUCCAUUCAGCCGAACCAUGGAUCUCAUCUAUGCUAUUGGUGGCUGCCUCAUCUUCUCUGGCUACAUCGUCUAUGACACGUAUAUCAUCAAUGCGAGACUGUCUCCCGACGAGUACAUCAUGGGUGCCAUCAGCCUCUAUCUCGACUUCAUCAAUCUUUUCCUGAGUAUCCUCCGUCUUCUCAACAAUGUUCAAGAACGGUGAAGGCAGAGAUGUCGCAGAAAGGCUCCGGAUGUCAUGCCUAGUUCCACUAUGAGUUUACCUUGUAUUUACUGAAUUUUUGAGGAAUGCGAUGCGUUCCGCAUGUUUA